AUAAUAUUAGAAUUUAGAAGAAGAAGCGGCACCCGCUCUGGCCACUCAUCGACUUCCCUCUUCCAUGGCGCUCCCUCACUGCCGCCAUUUCUUACUUAUUCAUCUCAUUAUCCUCUCUGCAACUUCACUGGCCUCUCCCCAAGAACAAGAGACGCCGGUCACUCGCUUCCAGCAAUACCUGAGGAUUAACACGGCUCACCCACAACCAGACUAUGCUUCCGCUGUCUCCUUUCUCAUUUCUCAAGCACAAUCCAUAGGCCUCCAGUAUCGAACUCUCGAAUUUUCACCUGGGAAGCCCCUCCUCCUCCUAACAUGGCUUGGCUCAAAUCCAUCUCUUCCCUCCCUUCUUUUCAAUUCCCAUCUCGAUUCAGUUCCCGCAGAGCCCUCCAAGUGGCUCCACCCCCCCUUCUCUGCUGUGAGGACCCCUGACGGCAAAAUUUUUGCUCGAGGAGCCCAGGACGACAAGUGCAUCGGCAUGCAAUAUAUUGAGGCAAUUAGAAAUCUAAAAAACAAGAAUUUCGCGCCUGCUCGCACAAUCCAUGUGUCUUAUGUACCGGAGGAGGAAAUAGGUGGUCUUCAUGGGGCUGCUAAGUUUGUGCAUUCGGUGGACUUCGAGAAUUUGAAUGUUGGGUUUGUAUUGGAUGAAGGGCAGGCCUCGCCUGAUGACGAGUUUAGAGUUUUCUAUGCGGAUAGGUCACCAUGGGGAUUGAAAAUAAAGGCAAAUGGUCCACCGGGACACGGUUCGAGGAUGUAUGAUAACAGUGCGAUGGAGAAUUUGAUGAAGAGCCUUGAAGUUAUCAGUAGGUUUAGGGAGAGUCAAUUUGAUGUGGUUAAGGCGGGUAAAGCGGCUAAUUCCGAAGUUAUUUCGGUGAAUCCCGUUUAUGUUAAAGCUGGCGUUACUUCAGAUACAGGAUUUGCGAUGAAUGUGCAACCUUCAGAAGCAGAAGCAGGAUUCGAUCUGAGGUUGCCCCCCACUGCGAACCCAGAAGAAAUGAAAAGGAGAAUUGCUAAAGAAUGGGUUCCAGCUAUUAGAAAUAUGUCAUAUGAGCUUUUUAUUUCAGGAUUGUUAUUCUUUUGCUUGUUUGUGAUCAAACAAAAGUAUAGAAUGAUGGUUGACAGGCUGAUUGCAUUCUGUAUAUGGCAGAUCAUAGAGAAAGGACCCAUUAGAGACUACACGGGGCGCCCUUUAAUGACCUUAACUAAUGCCUCCAAUUCAUGGUGGUUAGUUUUUGAGCAGGCUAUCACAUUUGCUGGGGGAAAACUAGCGAAGCCUGAAAUUCUGUCUUCAACAACUGAUGCUCGGUACAUUAGACAGACAGGAAUUCCUGUACUUGGUUUCUCACCAAUGUCAAAUACUCCCAUCUUGCUUCAUGACCACAAUGAGCAUCUACGAGAUACUGUGUAUUUGAAGGGAAUAAAAGUAUACGAGAGUGUGAUAAGUUCCUUGAGUUCAUUUAUGGAAGCAUGAUAAUCGAUGUCCACCGUUGUUUCUUGGUAACGGACGAGGCUAUCUUGUUAAACCUCGCAACGACUGAAGGUGAAGAAUACUUGAGCCUCGUGUGACUUGUAAGGUGAAGAAUUCUGGGAGGUGGAUGCUCCCACCCCACGAGGCAUUGGGGAAUCAGAUGUUCCGGCACUUGUUAUGCGUCAUAACUUUUGAAAUUUGUCUGUGUGAUCUGUAAAUAGUUUCCAUAAGGCAUUGGAAAGCCAGUAACAAGCAAGAUGUCUGUUUGACCCUUAAGUAGCACUUUGAGUUGAUAUCUAAUUUAAUUAGUUGCCACAACUCUGCGCUGGUGGGGUGGAUUGACAUGGUUUAUAAUUUUUCUGCAGUAUUCAUGAACUUGGCUUCUGUGCUUUCAUUU
This is a messenger RNA of Neltuma alba, 1862 nucleotides long. Its product is annotated as aminoacylase-1. The record is from RefSeq and is a predicted model, not a curated record. NCBI's taxonomy places the organism in Eukaryota, Viridiplantae, Streptophyta, Magnoliopsida, Fabales, Fabaceae. The transcript has 4 exons. Gene Ontology annotation, biological process: amino acid metabolic process. Gene Ontology annotation, cellular component: cytoplasm. Gene Ontology annotation, molecular function: aminoacylase activity. The coding region runs from base 65 to 1468 and encodes 467 amino acids.